GUCACUUUCUUACACCCUGCCUGGCACUGACGGGUCAUGGCAACGGCAGCCUGUGACGGAUGACUAAUCUUCCCCUGGUAAUGAAUGAGACACCACGGCAUGAAUGCCAAGAGGGUGCUGAUGGUGAGGGUGGCUGCCUCACUGGCAACACAGAAAUCAUAUGAUGAAUGGUAUGCAAGCAUGUUGUUAUGCCGCGUCUGUGCCAAACUAAAAGUAGCUGGCAGCUUGGUGAGAAUCUGUGGUGAGAAUAUCAUGAAUCACGGUCUGGAAAACAGUUAUAUACAGUGCAUGUUUAUCUCCUCCUCAUGUGUGUCAGACAGGAAGAGGAAGAGCACAAAUGAAUCAAUAUAUGGUAAAAAAGAAAAUAGAUUGCGCAGACUGUAAUGAUGGAAACAUGUCAUGUGUAGGUGGGAAAGAAGAGGACAUUGCCAUUAUAGAUGAUGUAUGCGCUGUUCUGUCACAUUGGUGAGAGGAGCUGUGCAGCCGCACCAGUCAAAUCGUCUUGACUGUGUGUUGAGUAGCUGAGACCUGUCUUAUCUUCACCUCAUAAUGCGCAGGCGUGAUCCUAUCUGAGCCUUGCAAAAAGCUUUUACCAUCUGAACUAGACGUCGUGUGCGCUGCUCUUCCUUUGGCGCUCAAACGAAUGCUAAAAAAAACAAUUGUAAAUAUAUAUUUUUACAGAUCGCGUGCAAAUACAGCCAAGACAUGAAGGCUUCUCUGGUGGCUGAUCUCUCCGAACAACAUAAUUCAACCUGUGGAUAGUGUGGAGCGCGUCUGUGGCCACCGGCCAGUCUCCGGCUAUCUGGGACGCUCUGCCUCCAGCCUGCUGUGCGCGUCUUUUUACCGUUGGCUCCGCUCCGUGUCGGCGUGGGAUCCGGUGUUCCGUUUGACCUAAGCUGUGAGCAGGUAUUCAGUUUAUGAAUGGCACUGACAUGGAGGAAAUACCGUUUCAGAAAGUCAAAACCAGGCGGAAGAGAAGUCACUGUCCAACGGGCGUCCCUUUGACCACCAUCGCGUGUGAGGACGAGUUCGACUGCAAGGAGCUCGAGUCCCUCUUCCAGAACUACAACCUGAAACUGGAGCAGACGUCCACUCUCAAAGCCCUGGCGGUCCUCAUCUUCCUGUCCUCGACACUGGCCGUGGUGGAGUUGCUGUCCGGCCCCAGCCUCACCAUCUCCAAGGGGUCCCAUCCGGUCCACUGUGUCAUCUUCGUCUCCCUCUUCAUCGUAACUAAUGUCAAGUACCUGCAAGUGACUCAGCUGCAGCAGAUUGUCAACCUGACGUUGCUCUUCGGCUUCACUUUCUCUUUCCUCUGCUGUCCCUUCUCGCUGGGCGCGAUGGGGAUAGAGCCCCCGACGUCCCCGGAGCAAGGCGUGUGGCAUCUCAUCCUGGUCACCUUCGUCGCCUAUGCGCUCCUACCUGUGCGGACACUGUUGGCGGUUGUGUUUGGAAUAAUGGUCUCCAUCUCGCAUUUGAUUGUGACUGCCACUUCUGUCACGGUGAAAACACAGAAACUAUGGAGGACGUUGGUUGCCAACACAGUGCUGUUCACCAGUGUCAACCUGUCAGGGCUGUUUGUGCGCAUCCUGACAGAACGAGCCCAGAGGAAGGCCUUCCUCCAGGCUCGCAACUGCAUUGAAGAGAGACUCCGCAUGGAGGACGAGAACGAGAAACAGGAGCGCCUGUUAAUGAGUCUGUUGCCCAGGAACGUAGCUAUGGAGAUGAAAGAGGAUUUCCUGAAGCCCCCAGAAAGGAUCUUUCACAAAAUCUACAUCCAGCGUCAUGACAAUGUCAGCAUCCUGUUUGCAGAUAUCGUCGGUUUCACCAGUCUGGCCUCCCAGUGCACAGCCCAGGAACUGGUUAAACUGCUAAACGAGCUGUUUGGAAAGUUUGAUGAGCUUGCCACAGAGAACCACUGUCGUAGGAUUAAGAUUCUGGGAGACUGUUACUACUGUGUGUCUGGACUGACCCAGCCCAAGACGGACCACGCCCACUGCUGUGUAGAGAUGGGUCUGGACAUGAUUGACACCAUAACGUCAGUCGCAGAGGCCACAGAAGUCAACCUAAACAUGCGUGUGGGCUUGCAUACAGGUCGGGUGCUGUGCGGAGUGCUGGGCCUCAGGAAAUGGCAGUAUGAUGUGUGGUCCAAUGAUGUGACCCUAGCCAAUGUGAUGGAGGCUGGAGGACUACCUGGAAAAGUCCACAUCACCAGAUCUACACUGGAGUGCCUAAAUGGAGAUUAUGAGGUGGAGCCUGGAAACGGUCACGAAAGGAACGCCUUCCUCCAAAAACAUGAAAUUGAAACCUUCUUUAUAGUGCCAUCUCACCGACGGAAGAUAUUCCCAGGAUUGAUUCUUUCGGAUAUAAAGCCCGCCAAAAAGAUGAAGUUCAAAACUGUGUGCUACUUACUAGUGCAGCUUAUGCACUGCAGGAAGAUGUUCAAGGCUGAGAUUCCCUUCUCCAAUGUCAUGAACUGCGAGGACGGUGAUAAGCGGAGGGCCAUGCGGACGGCUCCACAGAAGCUGAGGAGUCGUUCCAACACAAACCAGGCUAAUGUGAUCCAGAGCAGCCCCAGAACCCGGGUCAACCGCUACAUCGGUCGUCUGAUCGAGGCCCGCCAGACCGAGUCAGACACAGCAGACCUCAACUUCCUCACACUCAUGUAUAAGUGCUCUGAGCGCGAGCAGAGGUACCACCAGGUUCCUGAUGAGUACUUCACCAGCGCAGUGGUCCUCUCUCUGAUCCUAGCUGCCUUGUUUGGCCUUGUCUAUCUUCUCAUUAUACCACAGGGCACAGUGGUACUUGUUCUUCUCGUCUUCUGCAUCUGUUUCCUAGUAGCUUGUAUCAUGUACCUGCAUAUCACUAGAGUACAGUGUUUUCCAGGGUGCCUGACCAUUCAGAUUCGCACUGCUCUCUGUAUUCUCAUAGUGCUCUUAAUCUACGCUGUUGCCCAGGCCUGUGUGGUGGGCUGUAUGCCCUGGUUGUGGGGUAGUGCCAACACCAACAGCUCCAUCGUCAUCAUCGAUUUGGACGGCGGCGCUAACCACACCAUGGCGGAGCUGCCUUGUGACGGUGCCCGCUACGCCUUUCUGUCCUGUGUGGUGGGCACACUCACCCUGGCACUUUUCCUGCGGGUGUCAUGGCUGCCAAAGAUGGCGCUAAUGCUCCUUCUGGGGGUGCUGUAUGUCACCGUGUUGGAGCUCAGCGGCUUUCGCAAGACUGCAGGUGGGGGGUCCUUCCACAUCCGGGGCUACGAGCCCAUCCUGUCUCUGUUGCUCUUUGUCAGUGCCCUGGCCCUCCACUCCAGGCAACUUGACCUCAAACUACGCUUGGACUUCCUAUGGGCUGUGCAGGCGGAAGAGGAUAGAGACGGCAUGGAGAAAGUCAAGCUGGACAACAGGAGGAUUCUCUUCAAUCUCCUGCCGGCCCAUGUGGCUCAGCACUUCUUACUGUCAAACCCCAGGAACAUGGUGAGCCUCGCUAAUAGACAGGCAGACAGACAAACAGACAAACAGGAUCUAUACUAUCAGUCCUACGCUCAAGUUGGCGUCCUGUUUGCCUCGAUCCCAAACUUCAAUGAUUUCUACAUCGAGCUGGAUGGCAACAACAUGGGAGUGGAGUGCCUGAGACUUCUGAAUGAGAUCAUUGCCGACUUUGAUGAGCUCAUGGAUAAGGAGUGCUACAAGGAUAUAGAGAAAAUCAAAACCAUUGGCAGUACGUACAUGGCAGCUGUGGGCCUCGUCCCCACCAUUGGAACCAAGGCCAAAAAAUCUGUUUACGACCAUCUCAGCACAAUCGCAGACUACGCCAUUGAGAUGUUUGACGUCUUGGAUGAAAUCAACUAUCAGUCAUACAACGAGUUUGUGCUGAGAGUGGGAAUCAAUGUGGGUCCAGUGGUCGCAGGGGUGAUCGGGGCGCGGCGACCUCAGUAUGACAUCUGGGGAAACACGGUCAAUGUGGCCAGCAGGAUGGACAGCACUGGAGUGCCAGGAAAGAUACAGGUGACCGAAGACGUCUAUCGCCUGCUGAAUACCAACUACGACCUGGUGUGUCGCGGCAAAGUCAGUGUCAAGGGUAAAGGUGAGAUGCUGACCUACUUCCUGGAGGGCAAAGUUCAGGGCGUGGGCACAGCAACCACGUCUUCAGUGGUGCGUUCCGCCAGCCUGGCGCGCCGGAUCCACUCCUGUGGCAAAACAAGCGUCCCAACUAAUCUGGGCAGCGUCUCUUCCGCCGCCAGCCUGACCGCGUACGCCAGCAUGGGCAGCAACAUGCAGAUGAACACCGCCAACAGCAGCAACAGCCAAGCGACAUGCCUGCCCUCGUCCUGUGUGCCUGCAGUGGGCGAGGAGGAUGAAGAGGACGUGGAGGUGACAGAGAUUGAGAUCGAGGCUGUGGCAGCUGUUGCAGAUGUAGCAGUGUAGGAAGAAAGACAGGGAAACAAACUUCACUGAAAAUACAGGAAAGAAACCCUGGGUGGAGGCCAGAGGAGACAAGACAGGGCUCUCCAGGUAUUUCCUAUAAAUCCUGAGCUACUGGCACAUCCCAGAAUAUGCUCAUUCAGGAUACAAACUUCCGGAGAAAUGACAUGGUGAUACAGACAAUCAUACUCGCUUUUAGGGAUUUUUAACUGCUUGCCACUCUUGGAAGACAAACGUGGAGUGAAGAAAGAAACCCGGAAUCUCAAAUCCUCUUUUUAACAUCUCUAUACCAGAUGAUUAGAUUUGUGGUGUUCCUGGGUUCCCUCAGAUCCAGGUAUAACGUGCAUCUUUGUUUUCUAUGUGGUACAUAUUCCAUUAUGUACAAGGGAUAUGUGCAUUAAUAUCCAGAAAAAGACUGACCAUGCUAUUGCUUUUGCACUGUCUUUCUGAUUAUGCCAAGGAUACAUUGCAUUACUUAACAGUGUAAAAUGGUGUUGUUUCUUUUUUUGGUGUGUGUAAGCAUGCAUGCGUGUACUUGUGAGUGUGUGUAUGCAUGUGUGGUUAAUUCUGAAUUGUAAUGAAACAGCACAAAAAUACUUUUUUAUACUCAGAGCUCACUGGAUGAAAUAGGCUUUUUUUUUGAGACAUAUUUACAGUUAAUAGUGCAUGACUUUUUAAGAGUUGACAGCCAUAGUAACGGUACUCCUGUUGAAAGAAAACCAAAGUAUUGAGCUUUCCAUAGAUCUUUUAUUUUACUGCUUGCAUUGCCUCAACAUACUCGAGAGGAGAGAAAAUGUCGCAUUAGGUUGAACAUAUUUGGCAUACGGGACUCUUUCAGACGUCAUCAGUUGACUUAAAAAGUGUCUUUUUGAACCCCGGAGAGACAGAAUAAGGUUUCCUGAAUAUCUGAUGGGGUUUUUUUUAGCUCUGAUUCACAAUAGUUUUAUAUAAUGUGGCAUGUAUUAAAGGAGAACUUUGAUAUUUUUCAUCCUGGACCCUAUUUUCCCAUGUUUUUGUGUCAAGAGAGAGACCGCUGCAGCCACAGCAGCAAAACAGGCUGCAAUGUGCACUGUCAAUUUACAUUCAUUAAGGCUCAGAUUGUCAUUGGAAGUGUCCUACAGAGAGAUGAAAUGUUCUUCCUUACAUUUCGCCGGUCUGUUUGUUACUGUGACGAAGUCUUGCUCAAGGAGAGGUCUCAGGCCCUGAUCACACAGAAAUCGUUUUAGCAACUGGAGGCGGACCUUUUGAUUGUUUUCACUGAGUGUGUUGCGAUCCGCUUUGUGUUUCUGCGCUCUAGGUGCCUGGCAUUUUUUCCAAAGCACUCUGAACUCCUUGAGUUGAAAAUACUUCCACUCAGAGCAGAAAAGCACCCUAUAUCAUC
Epinephelus lanceolatus (giant grouper) is the source of this 5799-nucleotide messenger RNA. Its product is annotated as adenylate cyclase type 1-like. Gene Ontology annotation, cellular component: plasma membrane. The record is from RefSeq and is a predicted model, not a curated record. Gene Ontology annotation, biological process: adenylate cyclase-activating G protein-coupled receptor signaling pathway; cAMP biosynthetic process; intracellular signal transduction. Gene Ontology annotation, molecular function: adenylate cyclase activity. Lineage: Eukaryota; Metazoa; Chordata; Actinopteri; Perciformes; Serranidae.